AUGGGCCAUCGUUAUCCCUCCUUCGUGUCGGUCCUGCUGCUCGCGGCUCAGGUCUUGGCUGGCUUGUCCGCAGCGGGCAUUGGGAAUGGGAACCCCCUGGAUGUGUCAUCUCGUGAGCCGCAGCCCAAGGUCCCUGACUACGUGAUAAAACACGCACCGCUCUUGUGGCUUCAUCCGGAGGAUCCGUUCCGUCCGUCAGAUCUGCUCGAGCAUGUUCGCCACACCACCCCAAUGUCGGCACACAAGCCAAUCCCAGAUGUCCCACAUUUAAGUUUGGACAAUUUGGCUGUUCUCAAUACCGCCAAGGGUGGCCCAGGGGCUUUGACUUCAAAGGAUAAUGUCACAACAAUACCGUCAUGGCUCUUGGGUGAGAUGCCAGAUGAGAAGGGAAUACUUCACAAUUCCACGGCCUGUGUGGUGCUACUCAUUGAAAAGAGCCCCGAAAUCACUGAUGUGUUUUAUUGGUAUUUCUACUCUUACAAUAGGGGGGCCAACAUCACCUGGGUUGUCGAGCCCUUUAACCGCAUCUUCGGAGCCCACCCGCCCUCAUUCCAUUUUGGUGAUCACGUUGGAGACUGGGAACACAACAUGAUUCGGUUCAAGAAUGGAGAGCCUACUGGUCUAUUCUAUAGUCAGCACGACGGUGGCGCCUCUUUUGACUGGAACGACCAUACCAUCUCUAAAAAGGAUGGAAUCCGGCCAUUCGUCUACAGUGCGUACGGAUCACAUGCCAACUACGUGACAGAGGGAGAUCAUAUCCACAACGUUGUGUUGAUCGACUGGUGCAAAGCCGGCCACCUUUGGGAUCCCGUCGGAUCAGCAUUCUUCUACCGUUACGACCCCAAGAGCUCCACCUUCACAUCACUUCAUCGCGAGGGUUCAAAUGACCCGGCCCUCGUCAAGUCUGAUGGAUUCAUCUAUUACAAAGGUCUCUGGGGCGACGAGAAAUACCCAGACACCAACCCGGAUCAGGCGACAGUCCCAUACUUCGGCCUGAAGCGAUUUGUUUCUGGGCCUACCGGCCCGGUGAUGAAAGCACUCAUCCGUACCGGUUUGGGUCCCAAUGGUGGUGCCAAACGAAGCUGGCCGGAAUGGAUUGUGGUCCAUGUUCUUGGUCUGCGUCACCGACAGCGCCCCCUCAGCAUCCUCGCCAUCGUUCACGGCGAGAAGUUCGGGGAGCAAACAGUCUUCACCGGCAUGGCCGUCCGCAUCAGCUCCGAGAUCGGGCGAAGCUGGCUUGAAUAA
Messenger RNA from Clonostachys byssicola, 1245 nucleotides. The record is from the annotation of a GenBank genome assembly. Lineage: Eukaryota; Fungi; Ascomycota; Sordariomycetes; Hypocreales; Bionectriaceae.